UAAAAUUCAAAAUAUGAAAAGAAAACUCCUGUCCAUGAAGCUCAUCACCAUAGACGAAGAAAGCGAAAAAAAGCUCACUCCGAUUCAAACACAAAACACCCAGAAAAGUUCAACGAAAAGAUCUGGGAUCUCAGAAAAAAUUCAAUCUUUUUCAACUAAAAUUAGCAACUCGUCAAACUCAGAAUCAAAGAGAUCAAAAAUGGUCUACUCUUACACACCCACAUACUACUCUUCUCUCCACGAUUCCAUCACCUCCUUAUGCAAGACCAUUCUUCCUUUCAACUUCAAGAAGCGGCGGUUGCUGGCGGCCGAGCAGAAGCUGUCAAAGCUGCAAUCUGAUAAUCUCAAAUGGCAGCAGGAUUCUUUCCACCAAAUACUCAACUUGAUGGGGCUUCACAAAGAAGGGAUUUUGGCUGAAACUGAGGUUUCUGCCUUUCGAUCCCAUUUGCUCGAUACCCUUAUAGCUUCUCCGGCUGAACAAGAGCAAUCAGUGAUUUUAAGAGAUAAAUUGCUGUUUUUGCAGGAGCUCUUGUAUGCAAAAUGUAUAUCUUCAGAGGAGUACCACUCGUCAAAGAGACCAUUACUGCAAAGAUUGGCAGUGCAAGGAGCUGAAAUUGAUGCCAAAGAUGUAAUUGCUGGAGCCACACCAAGAGAUCCCAAAGAGCAUGGUACAGAAGAGGAAUGGUCAGUCAUUGACUUAAAGGAUGAAAACUGUUUGCUUAACAAAGAGAACUCGAAUUCGAAGAGCAAAUCAAAGCAAAGCUCAGCAAAGAAGCAGAUCAAAGGAGCAGCCUCAGUUUUGGGCUUUGUUUCUUCUUACAAACCAGGGAGACACAGAGAAGAGAAGAGCAUAUUCGAUUUGGAGGAAUCAAAACUCUCUGCCUCUGCCUGUUCGAAUCAUGAAUUGGGAAAUUUUGGAGAAAACCCGCUUUGGGAUAGCCAUUUAAAGAGUAACGAAAAUGAGACAAGCACAAUUCUCAUGCCCGGAAGCCUCCCGUCUGAGCCGGUGAGGGAGACUGUUUGCACAGAUAAGGCUAAGAAGAGGAAACCAUUUAAGUCUCUGUUUCAGAAAGAACAGAGAGAGGGACAUGGCGGUGGAAGCAGCGGAGGUGGUGGUGAUCAUGGCCAUCCUAAUAACAGUGAAACAGCAACAAAAUCAGCGAAAAAGCAUUGGGGUUUUGAUGGAUUCAAGAAAUGGAAUAAAAAUGAUUCAGAGGAUGAGACAGCUCCACUCCCUCUUAAUGAAAGAUCAGAUUCUGAGGGAUACUCAAACCAUUUAGUAGCCAGUCCCAUUGGAGAAGGGCCAGACACCAAGCUAAUUAAAAAGAAGCUACAUAAGGAUGGUUCACCAUCUGAUUUCUUCAUUGACAAGGUUUUAGGGGAUAAGAUCAAGAAGGAGCUCUCCAGAAUUCAAACUGAGCUUUCAACUACAAAUCCUAAUCUCAAAUUCUCGAAUGAUCAAAUUGAAGCAAUUUCUACCAAGCUUCCAGUAGACAAGGCUGAGCUCAAGAACUUUUUCCCCAAGUCAUGGUGUGAUAGAUAUGGAGAUGUCGUUUUGGAUGUGGUGAAGAAAGAGUUCAAAGACCAUGUUGGGGAGAUGGAAAACAUGAGAAGUGCAGCAAGAGAGAAACACGGCAACAACUCAAAACGAUGGACCACUUUCGAUGACGACGAUGAGAACUGUCACCCCAAUCUCUUCGCUAAUGGAAAUAAGAUGAGUGCAGAGUCAGCUUUUCUUCAUAACCAGAAUCCAUUUUGGUCACCAAGGCACGGUUAGAAACCAGACUUUAGAUGAAAAGGGAACAACUCUAUAUUUGUAUUUGCUUUUAAUAUUUUGGAAGAACGAUUCUGUUCUUCAAUGUAUACAGACACAUUAUUUGUGUUUGAUUUGUAAUUGAGCUGUUAUAUAAUAUGAAUCAAAAUAUUUGUCCUUUUCUCCAAAACAAUCAAUAA
Humulus lupulus (European hop) is the source of this 1953-nucleotide messenger RNA. RefSeq lists its product as uncharacterized. NCBI's taxonomy places the organism in Eukaryota, Viridiplantae, Streptophyta, Magnoliopsida, Rosales, Cannabaceae. The transcript has 5 exons. Bases 14 to 1777 code for a protein of 587 amino acids. The record is from RefSeq and is a predicted model, not a curated record.